AUGGACACUGGGAGGAAGUGUACUAUUCAUUGGGAAGGGGUCCAUAGUGCUCAUACUGAAUGUCUACUUGCCUGGUGCAAGGAAAAUGAAGACACACACAUCAAGCUUUUCUCUGAUUCUGCAAAGGACACCAAGGAGCAAGGUCGGAAGAAGAAGCAGAGUGGAACUUCAAGAGAUAUCUUCUAUUCACAGGUUGCACAAGCUGUAUUUUUGAAUGAUGAGGAUCUGGAGUUUCAACCCAUUUUGGCACAUAAGUCUCUAGUUCCUGUGUCAUCCAUCCUCCCACUAGAAUCACCGAUCAGAUGUUUCAGGCUCAAGAAAAAAUACAAUGAGUUCAACAAGGAACUCAAGCAGUCAGGAGCUGGAAAGACAUAUGUGGAACUGCAAGAGGAUCUGCAGAUGAAGUUGUUGAUUGAUACAAAGCUCAAAAAAUUUCCCUGGUGGCCUGACCUUCAUGGCUGGUGGCAGACAAACCCAGCUUUCAAUUACACAUUCUCUACUGCAGACGCAGGGCAAGAUUUUGCAUCCGCUGCAUUGGAACAUUUUAAUGUUCCCAAGCAAUCACAACCACUGGCUACAGGUGAUGACAAUGUUCACAUGGAUGACAAUCCUGAAGAUGGAGAAAUAGUUGAGAUUAGGAAUUGCACUACAGAUGAUAUGAUGGUUGACCAGUCCCCCUGCAUGGAAUCAUUUGAAUCAUGA
Suillus paluster is the source of this 702-nucleotide messenger RNA. RefSeq lists its product as uncharacterized. The transcript is spliced from 3 exons. The record is from RefSeq and is a predicted model, not a curated record. NCBI's taxonomy places the organism in Eukaryota, Fungi, Basidiomycota, Agaricomycetes, Boletales, Suillaceae. Bases 1 to 702 code for a protein of 233 amino acids.